Messenger RNA from Pteropus alecto (black flying fox), 1924 nucleotides. Its product is annotated as cytochrome P450 4B1. The transcript has 12 exons. Gene Ontology annotation, molecular function: iron ion binding; monooxygenase activity; heme binding. NCBI's taxonomy places the organism in Eukaryota, Metazoa, Chordata, Mammalia, Chiroptera, Pteropodidae. The coding region runs from base 1 to 1584 and encodes 527 amino acids. The record is from RefSeq and is a predicted model, not a curated record.
AUGGUGCCUGUCUCGCUCUCCGUGAGCCUCUCCUGCCUGGGCUUGUGGGCUUCUGGACUGAUCUUGGUCUUAUGCUUCCUCAAGCUUAUUUGUCUGCUGGUGCGGAGGCAGUCGCUGGCCAGGGCUAUGGACAGCUUCCCAGGGCCUCCCACUCAUUGGCUCUUUGGGCACAUUCAUGAGGUAUGUGGUGGUUUCAAAGAGAUGCAGAAGACAGGGAGCCUGGACAAGAUGGUGUCCUGGGCCCACCAAUUCCCCUAUGCCCACCAACUCUGGCUUGGACAGUUUCUCGGUUUCCUGAACAUCUAUGAUCCUGACUAUGCCAAGGCUGUGUACAGCCGAGGAGAUCCUAAGGCCUCAGAUGUGUAUGACUUCUUCGUCCCGUGGAUUGGGAAAGGCCUGCUGGUCCUCCAGGGUCCCAAGUGGUUCCAGCACCGCAGGCUGCUCUCAUCUGGCUUCCAUAAUGAUGUGCUGAAGCCCUACGUGGCCGUGUUUGCCGACUCCGCACGUGCUAUGCUGAUGAACUCCAAUGCUGACAAGUGGGAGGAAAAGGCUCGUGAUGGUAAGAGCUUUGACAUCUUCUGUGACAUGGGCCACACGACACUGAACAUACUCUUGAAAUGCAUCUUUGGCAAAGGAGACAGCGACCUGAGCCACAGGGACAGGAGCUUCCACAGGGCAAUCAGAGAUCUCACUCUGCUGCUUCAGCAGCGUAUCCAGUCCAGCCAGUACCAUAAUGACUUCAUCUACUGGCUCACCCCUCAUGGCCGUCGCUUCUUGCGGGCCUGCCAGGUGGCCCACGACCACAGAGACCAAGUCAUCAAGGAACGGAAGGCAGCCCUGCAGGACAAGAAAGAGCAGGAGAUUAAGAACCGGAAGCACCGAGAUUUCCUGGACAUUCUCCUUGGGGUUCAAGAUGAAAAUGGGAUCAAGCUGUCAGACGCAGACCUCCGGGCUGAGGUAGACACGUUCAUGUUCGCAGGCCACGACACCACUACAAGUGGCAUCUCUUGGUUUCUCUACUGCAUGGCCUUAUACCCCGAGCACCAGCAACGUUGUCGGAAGGAGGUCCGUGAGAUCCUUGGAGACCAGAACUCCCUCCAGUGGGAGGACCUUGGCAAGAUGACCUACUUGACCAUGUGCAUCAAGGAGACUUUCCGCCUCUACCCACCUGUGCCCCAAGUGUACCGCCAGCUCAGCAAGCCUGUCAGCUUUGUGGAUGGCCGCUCUCUACCUGCAGGCAGCCUGAUCUCUCUGCACAUCUAUGCCCUUCACAGAAACAGCACAGUAUGGCCCAACCCUGAGGUUUUUGACCCCAUGCGCUUUUCCAAUGAGAAUACGUCCCAACGCCAUCCCUACGCCUACAUGCCCUUCUCUGCAGGGCCCAGGAAUUGCAUUGGGCAGCAGUUUGCCAUGAACGAGAUGAAGGUGAUCACGGCCCUCUGCUUGCUCCGCUUUGAGUUUGUCCCCGACUUUUUGCGGCCACCCAUCAAGACCCUGCAGCUGGUCCUGCGCUCCGAGAAUGGCAUCUACCUCCACCUGAAGCCACUGGGCCUGAGCUCUGAGAAGGGGCUCUGCCAAGAUUAGGGCCCCAGGCAACCCAGGCUUUGGCCUCUUUCUGAGCAUCGCCCUCCCCAGGCUGAAUUGUGGAGCAGCUGUGGCUCCCUGCCUUUGGGAGACCUGUAGUUUAGAGGGAGAUUGGUACCUGCAUAGACAAUCAGCCCAAAGAUGGUGCCAUGUAAACAUGUGUGUCUAUAAAUGCUUACUAUUCAUGUAUUCCAGAGCUAACACAAUCAUUUAACAAAUAUGCGAGCAUCUACUUGCUUCUGGAAUCUUCAUUUUUCUCCAUAAUUGUCAGCCUUUCUAAAACAUAGCAGAAACUUACAUUCCAGGCAGAGUGACACACUGAAUGCAAUGGAAGCUGUGU